UCCUAAAUAUAAACACACCCUCCAAAGUAAACCAACUUUCAUGGCGUUUCUAUACCUUUUCCACCUCUCCUCUCCUCUUCUUCCUUCUCCUUCUUUUCCUUUCACAAAGCUAACAAAAUGAUAUCAUAGAACCAAAGCUUCAGCUGCAGAUAGAGCUUUUGCUCCUCAUAUCACCAUCAUCAUCAUCACUUCUUCUUCUUCUGAAGCAGAAAGAACCCAAGAAUUGUUGUUGAAUUCUAGACAUGUUUGACAUCUUGUUCGGAUGGAGAAAAGCUACAAAAUGCAAGAAACUGAUCAACCAAGUUCGGUGCCGGCUAAAGCUGCUGAAGAACAAGAGGAAUUCAAUUGUGAGGCAAUUACGUGAAGAUUUGUCUCAGCUGAUCAAAAUUGGCCAUGAUCAUAUUGCUUUUAACCGGGUUGAGCAGCUCACCAAAGAUGAAAGCAUAGUAGCAGUGUAUGAAUUGUUGGACCAUUUCUGUGAAUUCAUCCUCAUCCAUCUUUCUUAUAUCCGAAGACACAAGGACUGUCCAAAUGAUAUAAAUGAAGCAGUUUCAACUCUUAUAUAUGCUUCUGCAAGAUGUGGUGAACUGCCUGAGCUUCUGGUGAUCCGGAAGCUCUUCGGCGAACGUUAUGGUCAGAGAUUUGCAAUGACCGCUGUUGAACUAUUCCCUGGCAAUCUUGUGAAUCGCGAGAUAAAAGAGAAACUCUCCAUGAAUUCAGUACCAGAAGACGUGAAGAACAGAUUGGUGGAUGAAAUAGCUAGGCAGUGCUGCCUGGAACCGGGGGUUUUAGCACUUGAUUACUACCCUGGAUGGCAAAACCAGCAGGUCAAAGAAGAUGUUCAAACUUGCUGCAACACAUCCAAAGGAUCUGAAAUGCAAGCUUCAAGUGUGGAGGAGGUGGAAAGAAAUGUCAUGUAUGUUGAUUCAAUAUCAACUAACAAGAACAUUUUGAUAGAGCUAUGCAACUCUCUCGGCCACCAAGAUUCUGAUAUAACUAGUACUUUUAGUGGUUCUUCUAUUGUUCAGCAAUCAUCUCUAAAUGCAGAAGAACCUUCUCCUAUGCAUGUAAAAACACAGAAAGUAGAAAAAGCCAAGCUGAAUUCUCCAUAUAAAUACACAGUUUCUGGCUUGGAACACAAGAAAGUCAGAAAGAUUACAGCAUCUUCUUCAGAGAGUUUGCCUCAGUUUUCUGAGGAAACGAUAGUUUAUCUUGAUGACAUAGAGGAGUUUCAGUCUUUCAAGGAAAAUGAUGGAGAUUGUCAAGACCAAAGACUAUUUAAGUUCAAAUCAUCUGUCCUGCCUAAGAGUGAAAAAAUUGGAAUCAUCUAUGACCAAGGUAAUAUGGAGGAUCAUUGUGAAUCCUGGAGUGAGAAGUCUGGCUCAAGGAGCUCUAGAAAGAGUGGGAAUAAUGCAUCUGGGAAAAGAUUCAGGAGGAUGUCAAUGUCUAGGGAAAAUGAAAGCUUGAAUGAUGUUGAAUGUUCAAUAUAUUAUGAAAAGCCAUCCAAGAGUUCCCCAACUCAUCAACCUAGAAAGCACCAGAAGAAGACUCCAGGAGUAGGAAGGCAACAUUCAUAUCAUGCCCAGAAGAGGCUGAAGAAACCUUGCUUGUUGGACUUGGGAACUAACUUCCAGUCAUGUCACUGCAGCAGCGUGAGACAUCCAUUUUAUUUUUGCACCUCUGAUGACAAACACAGCCAGCAAGUUCUACCAUGGAAGCAAAAGACAGGGAUAACAACUUUGGUGAGCUUCCCAACUCCUGGUAAUGGAGUUGGAGAAUCAGACAAGGAAAUGGAAUGGACAGACAUCCCUCAGAAACCUAGGAGAAGUUACGACAAUGGUGCUACUGUGUACAACGUUUUUACCUAUCCAAAUUGGCAGCCUGAUGAGCAGAAGAAGAAGGAAGGGGAGGGAAAGGGCAAAGCAGAGAAAUCUGAUUCACCAGGCAGCUGUGUUUGUUCUAAGGUUUCCUGCCAAAGGGUGACUAGUUCUUUUACAAGAGCUGAGACAAUGCCCCCGGAAAGGGCUAAAGAAAAUGUCAAGGAAGCCAUGUCACGGUCCAAUUCCUGCCCUUUUCAAUAUCCCAAACAUGUUCAUCCCAAGUUGCCUGACUAUGAUGAUAUAGCAGCUAAAUUCAUGGCUCUCAAGCAAGAGCUUCUGCAAAAUAAGGGCUGUGGGAGCAGCAACAACUCUUCUAGCUAGAGCACAAAUCUGUCAGAAUUGUAUAGCAGUAUCAGCUCCUGCAACAUUUUUGUUAUCCUUUUUGAAGGGCUCCUCAUUGAAUUUCCCCCUGUUUAUAUGUUUAUCAUCCGCCAUUGAUUAUUGUAAAUGUUCAUUUUAGGAUUUUGUUGCUUGCUAAAACUAUUUUGUAUU
Molecule: messenger RNA, 2372 nt
Organism: Corylus avellana
Lineage: Eukaryota; Viridiplantae; Streptophyta; Magnoliopsida; Fagales; Betulaceae
Biological process (GO): protein transport
Source: RefSeq, a predicted model, not a curated record